GCGGCGAGCGAACUACCGGCGGCCGGAGGAAGCGGGGGCGGCGGGGCCGGGGCCGGGAGCGAGGCAGAGUCCCGGGAUCGGGAUGCGGCCGCGGCCCGGGACGCCGCCUCGUUGCCCGGAGCGACACCAUGCACCCGGCCGUGGCGGUGGGGCUGGUGUUCGGCGGCUGCUGCAGCAACGUGGUGUUCCUGGAGCUGCUGGCCAGGCAGUUCCCAGGAUGUGGGAACAUCGUGACCUUCUCCCAGUUCCUGUUCAUUGCAGUGGAAGGUUUUAUCUUCGAGGCCAAUUUCGGGAGGAAGCGCCCGGCCAUCCCCAUCAGGAACUAUUUCAUCAUGGUGGCUAUGUUCUUCACCGUCAGCGUGGUCAAUAACUACGCCCUGAACCUGAACAUCGCGAUGCCGCUGCACAUGAUCUUCCGCUCGGGUUCUCUCAUAGCAAGCAUGGCUCUAGGGAUCAUCAUCCUGAAGAAAAGGUACAGCGUGUCAAAAUACAGCUCCAUAGCCCUGGUGUCCCUGGGCAUCUUCACCUGCACCUUCAUGUCUGCAAAGCAAGUGGCGUCUGACUCCAGCUUAAAUGAAGAAGAUGGACCCCAGGCUUUCCUCUGGUGGUUGCUGGGUAUUGCUGCCCUCACCUUCGCCCUGCUGAUGUCUGCCAGGAUGGGGAUUUUCCAGGAGACGCUGUACAAGAAAUUUGGGAAGCACUCCAAGGAAGCCCUGUUCUACAACCACGCGUUGCCACUCCCUGGAUUCCUGCUCCUGGCUCCCAACAUUUACCAGCACGCCGUGCUCUUCAACCAGUCUGAGCUGUUCCAGGUGCCGGUGAUCGGCCUGACCCUGCCAAUCAUGUGGUUCUACCUCCUCAUGAACGUCAUCACCCAGUACGUCUGCAUCCGCGGCGUCUUCAUCCUGACCACGGAGUGCACGUCCCUCACGGUCACCCUGGUGGUGACGCUCCGCAAGUUCGUCAGCCUCAUCUUCUCCAUCCUCUACUUCCAGAACCCCUUCACGGGCUGGCACUGGCUGGGCACUGCCUUUGUCUUCGUGGGCACCCUGAUGUACACCGAGGUGUGGAACAGCCUCGGGCCCCUCCUGGCGCGCUGCCGGAGGAGCAGCAGGCCCAAGGAGGAGUGAAUCCAGGGAUUUUUCCGCAGGGAACUUUCUGUUGUUUUCCAGAGCGGAGCAGCAGGGAGCCCCCCACCCCGGGGGGGGUGUUUUGAUAACAGGGGAGGUGUUGGCUGUGCCAAGCUCCUGGGAAAACGGGGAUCCUCCGCUGGGAACUUGGGGAAGGGAUCAUGGAGAAACAAUCUGGGUGUUUUUUGCGAGUUGGCAUUUUUUUAUGUGACCCCUUUUGCUUCUAAUUUUUCCUCCCUUAUUUUUUUUUUUUCCCCCAUUGGACUAGCCCUUUUUAAGGAGAAGCUGAUCCAGGGCUUUGUUGGGAGCCCAACUCCCGUGCUGUUGCCUUGGAUCAGCUGGACCCUGAGCCAGUUUGGUGCCAUCCUUUAAUUGUCCCGGUGUCUGGAGCUGAUGGCUGAGCCCCAUUCCAGUGGGAAUCCCUGAGCCCUGUGCUGGCAGGAUGUGGGAUACAGCCCCAGCUGGAGCUUCCAGUCUGCCCAGUGGAUCCUGAAAGGGCUGGGUUUCCUUUCCCAGUUCUCCUUCCAUCCCUUGGGAUCAGCUUCCUCAUGGCUUUUGUGCCAGCUUGGCACAGCCUCCCUGUCCCUCAGUGUCACCCUGGCUGGUUUUCCUGGAGCUUCCCUGCAGUUUUCCUGGAGCAGCACCUUGUUCCCGUGGUGGUGCUGCUGUCCCUGCUCAGCUGGGACAGUUGAGGCAGCCAGGAGGGAUGAAGGGGUUUUAAUAGCAAAGGAAAAACGAUGGAAAAAAAAAAAAAUCCCAAAGUGAUGUAAGGGCAACACCUCCCUCCCAGGCAUUCCCUGAGCCAAGGUCACCUUUCCAAAACCUCUUCCCUCUAUUUUUACUGCUGAUUUUUGUCAGCUGUCUGGGAUAAUCCCCUUCCCAGCUUUCCAUGGCCUCAUCCUUGCUGGGAGGCAGAGUGGGAAAAGGGAAAGGCUCCAUGCUGUGCUGGGAGCAACCCCAAAUCUCGGUGUGGGAAAAGGGAAUUCCGUCCCUCGCAGAGCCAGCGAGGUGCUGCCAGGACCUGCAGCUCCAUCCUGAUGUCCUGAAGGAUUUUUUUUCCCCCAGUUUCCAUUUUUCCUGAGCCUGAAAAAGCUGAAUUUCAAGUGCCAUGGGAUUUUCCCAGGGAUUUCGUAGACGGGGAGGCUGACCUGGUGUAGGUCAGGUGUUGUUCCAGCUGUUUGUGGUGGCUCCUGGAAGGACCCAGAGAGAGGCAAAACCUUUAUCCCUGAUUUUCAUCUUCCAGGCUCUUCACACGGAGCUUCAGCUGGGAUUGGGGAGGUGGGGAAGCCAACAGAAAUUCGGGAUGAAGGAUUUUGGGAACAGGGAGUAACUGGUGAGGUUCUUCAGAAAUCAAACCCGGUGGGGAAACACCGGAGCUGUAACUCAAGGCCAGUGGGUGUUUUAUCCAGGGAUUGUUUUAUCCAGGGAUUGUUUUAUCCAGGGAUUGUUUUAUCCAGGGAUUGUAGGUUGCAGGGAUUGUUGGAUCCAGGGACUGAGCAGAGCUGGCACAGAGCUGCUCCCAUCCUGUGCAUCCUCUGGGUCACUCUUCCUCUCCAGGACCUUGCAUGUUGUCCCCAAUUCCCGUGGGACACGGGAAUAUUGGGGGGAUUUGGGCACUCCUGUUUUUUUUUUUUACCAUGUGCUUUUCACUCCCAACACAUCAACCAUGGGUUGUUUGUUGCUGUCAGGGUCAUUUUUUUAACUUCCCGGCGUGAUCAGUGCGUUUGGAAUAUUUAUGGAGUCGCGGGAGUGGCAGCAAUUCCCUUCCUGCUGGAGGACAGAGGAGGAAAGGUCCAGGCAGAAGGGCCUUGUUAGCCAAAAUUAAUUAAACCCAGGCUCCCCCUCCAGGCUGGGGCUGCUGAUUAGUUUGGUUUUAAUGUUUGUGUAGAGAUCAGAGCACCUAUUUUUUAGCAGAGGCUGGAAAAGGGAAGGAGCCCGACCGCUUUUGGGGUGGCUGGUUGGGUUUAGGGUGGGCUUUGGGUUGGUUUUUUUAAAGUGAAAUAAAUCUGUUUCCUCUUCA
Vidua macroura (Pin-tailed whydah) is the source of this 3150-nucleotide messenger RNA. It is a transcript of the gene SLC35B4, whose product is annotated as solute carrier family 35 member B4. Gene Ontology annotation, molecular function: UDP-xylose transmembrane transporter activity; UDP-N-acetylglucosamine transmembrane transporter activity. The record is from RefSeq and is a predicted model, not a curated record. Gene Ontology annotation, cellular component: endoplasmic reticulum membrane; Golgi membrane. NCBI's taxonomy places the organism in Eukaryota, Metazoa, Chordata, Aves, Passeriformes, Viduidae. Gene Ontology annotation, biological process: transmembrane transport. The coding region runs from base 129 to 1130 and encodes 333 amino acids. The transcript has 10 exons.